Molecule: messenger RNA, 1566 nt
Organism: Sclerotinia sclerotiorum 1980 UF-70
Lineage: Eukaryota; Fungi; Ascomycota; Leotiomycetes; Helotiales; Sclerotiniaceae
Exons: 4
Coding region: 1-1566 (521 amino acids)
Source: RefSeq, a predicted model, not a curated record
AUGGAUUAUGGGACAAAGGAUCUUUGGGCUACUUUACCUAUGAAGAUAGAUAUGCAUUCAAACUCGAUUCCAACAGAAGAAGAAAUGUAUGCGAAGGUCUUUUCUUCUAUCAACGAAUCAACCGAUUUCAAAGCGUACGAAGAUGGAAAAGAAUCAUUUGACAAUCGCAACAAGGUUCGAAUCGCAGGGACAGCUCUGUUCAGAGCUACAACUCAAUCGAAAACUCGAAAAUUUGCUAAAGAUAACGAAGUUUGUGGUUCGAUUUCGAAUGUACAUGUCAAAAAUGUAUCACUUGAGCUUCCCGAACUUCCUAGGGCUCAGCACCAUCAUCUUGAAAUCACAACAAAACUGAGGGUGAGUGUAAGUCCUGCAGGAAGGUUUACAGACUUGUGGAUAGAUAUGGAGAGAAGUGUAUUCUUGUUGGAUUUUGGAAGGUCUCGCAACAUUUGGCUUGUCUUUCCACCCACGGAUAGAAAUAUGAGGUUGCUUUCUGAGGUUGUUGGAGAACCAAAUAUUCUUGCUCGAAUUGGUUCUGAUCUUGAAGGAGGAAUCGUAUGUGAGACCACUGCGAGCAGCGCCUUGUAUUUGCCUGCAGGCACUUUGUGUGCAGUAUUCACUACUGAAGGUGGAUUACUUGGAGAGAUCAAGUUUACCACAGCGGCAGAUGUAGCAAUCAUGGACCAAUUUAGACAAGCAGAGAUGAUCUCUGCUUUUCCGCGAUCAUUGACUAGCUCUGACUAUGACAGUCUAAAGUACAUUCAGAAAGCCAAAUACUGGCCUGGUUUAGUAAGCGACGAACUUGUCGGUACGCUUACUAGUUUCGAGAACGUUGUUGACAAGGGAAGGCACCCUUUGUGGACUAUUCUUCCUGAAGUCUCUCAAGAAAUGACCCAAUCCGAAGCACUGUUGAUAAUGCAUCUGACCUACGCCCUUAAGUCCAAGAACAUACAGGAUAUUCAGGUCCAUCGGGGUAGUCCUCAAGGGCACGCUGAAGAUAAUCUAUCAACAUCAUCAGCUCAAGAGAAGAGAGACUGGGCAAAAAGUUGUAUGGGCCAAUUAGGAUGUCAAGAUGUUAUGCUUCCUUUGUAUAAGAUUGCACGAUGUGAGCUACCUGAAGCGGACUCUGUCUCACCGCUUCUUAAUUGGACCAAAAAGAAUCCCUAUUUGUAUAAACAACCAGAGAUGGGAACGUCGGCAAUGGUGACUCCAUCUGGUGCAUAUUCAGACAUCCAUACCGAUUCCACAACUAUCGGAAGAGCAGUUUGCAUUGAGAGAUGUACCAAGAUCUGGCUAGUAUGGCCUCCCACCAAACACAAUUUACAAUUAUGGGCAGACAACAAAGGACUCGGAGUAGCAAUCCAAAUUUAUGGGCAUAAACUAGAAGGAGGUUUUGUAAUACAAACGUCAGGGAAUAAGUCUCAGGCCAAUGCUUUGACAAUGCCUGCGGGAACGUUACACUGUGUUUUCACAAUCUUUGGGGGUUUUUUGAUAGGUUCAAACUAUUCUACAGCCGAGGAUAUCCCCCUAGCGGUGGAAAUGCUUAGAAUGCAAGUUAUACGUGGAUGA